UAAGGGGUGAAAUGCCCAGCCACUGCUCACCCGAAUACCAUCACAGCUAGUAUACACUUAUCUGAUCACGGGCGACAAACUUAUCUUUAAAUCCCGAGCAAAGCCAAACAUCUCUUCAGUACUUUUGUUGAGUUCAUUACAAGGACCAUGAUUUUCCUCAUGGCAGUGCGCUCCAGCUUAAUGUUACGGAAAACCAGUCUGGCUGUGUGGAGAUCAUGGAAGUUAAGCCUGCACUGUUCUACAGUUGGCGCAUCUUCUGGUCAUGGUCCCUGGGACAGAUCUCAUGAAGAACUGUCUUCAGUUUCAGCCAAAAAGCAUCCUCACACGCCUGUCAUGCUCAAAGAGGUGCUUCAUUACUUAGACAUCCAACCUGGUCAGGUGGUCCUGGACAUGACAUUUGGAGGUGGUGGUCAUACCAAAGCAAUACUGAAUAUGGUUCCUGAAGUUACAGUCCUGGCCUUAGACCGAGAUCCUGCAGCAAUUUCUCUGGCCCAGCAGUUAGCCAAGGAACACUCUGGUCGCGUGAAACCAUUGCUUGGCCGAUUCAGCGAGCUUGAGGCCCUGCUGUCUAACAUGAACGUUCAGCCAGGCAGCAUUGAUGCUGUCCUGUUGGAUGCUGGCUGCUCCUCCAUGCAGAUGGAUCAGGCGGAAAGAGGCUUUGCCCUCAGCAAAGAUGGGCCUUUGGAUAUGAGAAUGGAUGGAGAGAGGUACCUCGACAUGCCCUGCGCUGCUGACGUUGUGAAUACCUUAGAUCAACAGGCUCUUGCAUCCAUCCUCACUGCAUACGGGGAAGAAAGAUAUGCCAGGAAAAUAGCUUCAGCCAUUGUGGAGGCACGCCGUGUCAACCCCAUCACCCGGACACAGCAGCUGGCCAGCGUGGUGGCAGGAUCAUUGCCUCCUGCUGUUGCCUAUGCACGUAAAGACCGACUGCACCGACCUGCGCAUGUGGCCACUAAGACGUUCCAAGCUUUGCGUAUCCUUGUGAAUGAUGAGCUUAACGAACUACACGCAGGCCUGCGUGCUGCCCAGGCAGUACUGAGAACUGAAGGACGUCUCUGCGUGAUCACCUUUCACUCGUUAGAAGACAGACUGGUCAAACGUUUUCUCAAGGGAGAUGACUUAUCUAAUCUAGAUCAGCAUCACUUCAGCCCGAGGAAGCAAGGCACCAGAAAGGAAAAACUGAUGGAUAAAAAAAAAGAUGGGGGAAGUGUUUACUGGCUUCCUCUACGAAGAAAAGUGAUCACCCCAGAAAAGGACGAUGUAAAAGAAAAUCCUCGAGGACGCUCCGCUAAACUCAGAGCUGCACUCAGACUUUAAUUAUGAGAAAAAAGAAAUUCUCUCUUAUUUCAUCAGAACAUUUGACCUUUUUACAGCCAGAGUAACUUAUUGCAAUUAAUACUUAACAUAAGUUAAGAAAAGAGUGUGAUGCAGAAACAUAGAAACUCUCCUCUGCAUUUGUGUGCUAUGGAUAAUAUUGUGUCUUUUUUAAAAUUUUUACCUUAAAUGUUAAAAAAAAAAAAUCUGUAUUGAGGUACAAAAAAAAAAAGAUUUUUUUUUUUGUGUACCCACUACAGCAGAGACUCAGGGUUUGAUCUUGGUAGCAGUGCCUCUAACUUAGUCGUUUAUUCCAGUGCUGGUGGGAAGCCAGUGAGGGUCGUCAUCCUUGAUGCUGCAUUAGUGAUUCCUACUGGUUGGCUUGGGCACUCGGCAGUGACUGUGGGACUCUGGGUGAAGGAAACAAUUAAUCUCCCAAACAAUAUGUCCCCUAGUUUAGAUUACACUAAAAGUCACUACUCAUCUUGCAUCUCAUUGUCUUCAUUAAAGGGAUCCGGCUGGUUUAAGUGUCAUCCAGGACCUGCGAAACCCUGGUCCACAUGUAGGUUACUUAAUGGCCUGAUUCAGAUCCGUUCACCGAGUGAAGACCAUCAAAUGCAGUUGAGAGCUGCAGGACCUGUGACCCAAACCUAUUUUGCUGCAUACACUGUUCCCAAAGGUCGAGAGUGAAAAAAGCAUGUACAGUUUAAAUUAUGAAUCAAAUGAAGACACAGCAGUUAUUAGAAGAAGCAGAUUGUUUUCCCAGAUUAAUAUAUAUAAAAAUUUCUUAUUGAUUUAAGAGGUUGGCACCAGUCUGUCUUUCUCUCACUUUGCCUUAGCACUGAAAAACUUGUCCAAAGUCAAGCGAGGGCCACAAAUGUGAACACAAGAUUAUAUGAAAGCUGGUUAAAGAUUGAGGUGUUAUGAAGAAAUGUAAAUGUGGUUAAAAAAAAAAAUUAUACCCAAAUGAAAGUAGGUGACUGUAUUUUGUAUUUGAUGCCUUUGUAUUAUUUGCCUUUUGUAUAAUAAAAUAUACAGAAAAUGACUUAGAGGUUUUUCUCAGUUCUGUUAAUGACAGAAUUGUGUGUUUCUCUCCAAGUUUACAUUACAAACACCUUUGGUUUGAUACAGCACUGUAACAAUGGCUGUCCUAUGCUAUACUGUGUUUAAAGAGACAGGUUUGAGUUCACACACUGUGAUGGAAGAAACAACCUUUCAGCACUGAAGACUUUUAAUCUUCAUUUCUUUGCGCUGUUCAAAUUUAUUUGAUUUUCUUGUAUUGCUAAUGUUUGACAGCACAUUAGGUGGUUAUUGUGGCUAAACAGUUCAACACAUAAAACAAAAAACCACCUUUUUCCAUUGACGUCUGUAUUUCCCCUGAACCUCCCUUGAUGAGUAGCUCAAGUGAAACCUCUACUGUACCAUAUGAAUCAGUAAUGCCACUAAAUACUGAAUGACGCAAGUGUCAGAAGUGGUGCUGAAUGAGCUGGGUGGUUGUUCUUGAGCAUUCUCUCACCUUCGACUGUAAGCAGAUGAGGUGUUUUGAUCUUUACUAUUUGACUUUGACUAAUUGUAAUUGCUCCAUCAAGAUUAUUAACACUUUUUUCUUCUGUCUCAGUUUAGUGCACUCUAAAUAUACCCUUCUUGUUACCUUGGAAACUAAAUGGCGCAAGUAACAUUUAACUGUGUCUAAAAUUAUAUGCUGUUUUAAUUUAAUAUGAAGUGAUGGCAUAUCGUGAGUUUGAACAUCCCUCCCUUUUGACAUCAGUGGAUGUCAGGUAAUGCAUAUUACCGUCCCUGCUGACGGAAUAUGUCAUGCCAUUUGGUCUUUUGAAUACUUUUCUAUUUUAUUGCCAUAAGAUGUUUACUGAAUCCCACUGUUUACCAUGUACCAGGAGGUGAACAUGGGAAAAAAAACAAAAAAAAAAACGUUACUCACGACUUCAUUUCCCACUGAGACGUCACAGUGUUUAUAUUAAUAUGAUAUAUUUAAGAAAUAUGGCAGAGA
Toxotes jaculatrix (banded archerfish) is the source of this 3322-nucleotide messenger RNA. It is a transcript of the gene mettl15, whose product is annotated as methyltransferase like 15. Bases 148 to 1317 code for a protein of 389 amino acids. The transcript has 6 exons. The record is from RefSeq and is a predicted model, not a curated record. Gene Ontology annotation, biological process: rRNA base methylation. Lineage: Eukaryota; Metazoa; Chordata; Actinopteri; Toxotidae. Gene Ontology annotation, molecular function: rRNA (cytosine-N4-)-methyltransferase activity.